Paramecium octaurelia is the source of this 3535-nucleotide messenger RNA. The record is from the annotation of a GenBank genome assembly. NCBI's taxonomy places the organism in Eukaryota, Ciliophora, Oligohymenophorea, Peniculida, Parameciidae.
AUGCUUAAAUUUCUAUUCACAUCGAAGCUCCCUUUAAGAUUAUUUAAAAGGAGUAUAGCAUGCUUCUCAUAACAAUCAGGUAAUAAGGAAUAGGAGUAUUUCUCUGAUGGAGAAUAUGACUCUGAGUCUAAAGCUCUUCUCAGUAAAUUUGAAGUAUAUUAACAUUUUGUAAAUGCAUAAACAACCGAAGAAGUUAUAAAGGCUUUCAAAGACAAUAAUUUAUCUUACGAAUAGAUUCAUUUUGCAGCAUUUUAAUUGAUGAACAUUGUUACGCAUAAGCAUGUUCAACAUGAUAGUUAGUUAGAUGCAUUUAUAUAAGAAAAAAUCAUACCUAAUUUUGAGAAAUUGAAUUCAGAACAAAGUGUUACAAUCAUUUAACUAUUUUUAAAAUUGUAAAGUAAAUCCUAUAGCAUUAAAAUCAAGAGACACAUAGAUUAGAAUUUGAGAAACUAUACAUAUCUGUAAUUGCCUUAUGUAUUUUCAUUUUACUCUAAACAAGGAUGGAAAAUGGCACACAUUGGUAAAAUCCUAAAACAGUAAUUGUCUACUCAGACUUUCACUGCUCAUUCAAUAUGUUAAAUAAUUAGGGGUUGCUAUAUUGAAUAUAGUACUCUCAAAUCAACUUAACACUCAGAUUUGGCCUACUUAGCUUGUCAAUAAUUAAUUAACCUUAUAGACAAUUUAAAUUUUCAUGGCUUGGUUGCUGUGUUUAAUUAACUCGCAAGAAUGCACUUAGAUUAAACUGCAUUUUAAAAAAGACUGCCAGAGGUUAUUUAUAAACUCUCUGAAAAGUUCAUUGAAAACUUCGAUUAAAUCUCAUCGUAUUCCAAAUUGAAACUCUUAGAAGCAUACUCUGAACUUCCAGAAUCAUUCCCUAAUGAGUUAUUUCUAAAAUUAUUACAAUCCUUUGAAUCAGAUAAUUUAACUAAUGCCAAUCAGUUGAAAUUAUACAUCUUUUUAAAGAUUCAGAAAUAGAAAAAUUAACCUUCAGCUGAAGUUCUUCAAAUGCUAAUAAAUAAAGUUAAUUUCGAAAAUAUUACAGAGCCUGCUUUUCUGAUAAAGUUUCUCGACGUUGAAUUCGGAGAUGAAAACGAAAACAAAAUCAAUUUGUGUAUCAAAAAUCUAAAAAAGAACUACAAUUCUUUUAGUAUAAAAUAAAAGUCUGACACUAUAAAGGUGAUCAUAAAGUAAAAUAAAUUAAAUCAAAUUUUGGAUCUAAAUUAAAUCAACGACAAUUUAUUUCUAAAAAUCAUCGAAUCUAUGCAUUAUUGUCAUAAAAAUAUUGAAAAUUUCAAAUCGAAUCAAUAAUAACAAAAUAUCAAGGUAUCUGUUCAAUCUUUUUUUGAAUAAGUAGGAAAACUAGAUUAUGAUCUAAAACUAAAAAUUGCAUCCUUAAUACUUACUUUAGAUCCCUAUUCAAAUGAUCCCUUCUAUGAAUUUAUUGAUAAACACAUCAAAUUAGAAUCCCUACCAGAACCCUAUUUCUACAUAUUCAUCAUGAGAUUAAAUAGCAAAUCUCAUUUUAAUUAGGAAGUGAGAAAAAGAAGUGAACAACUUCUUCCUACCUUUGAUCAAUUAAACAAAAUCAUAAAUGAAAUCACCAACAUUGAUUUCGCAAAUGAUAAAUUAGUGAAACAAAUAGCCAAAUGGUUUAUCACUUUGACUUAGAAAAAUAGCCUUGAUAAAUCUUUUAAUAUUAGUUCAUCAUUAAAUCUGUUGUUCACACUUAUUCUUAACUGUCCUAAUCAUUCAAUUCAUAAUAUGAGAGGGACUAUCUUGUAAACAAUUAGAGAAUUGAUUGAAUUAUUUACUAAACUAUCCAAUUCGUCUCAACAGAAGUUUGAAAUUGAUAUUGAAUUGCUAAUAAAAUUUCAUCAAUAACUUUAAUAAUUAGAACUAAGAACAAAUCUAAUAAAUAAUAUCUGUUAACAACUUUGCAAAUAAAUUGAAAACUUGAAUGACCUAGAGAAAUUAUAAGUAGCAACUAUAAUCACUGAAAUUAAUCUCCAUCAAUUUCAGAGUAUUCCAGCUAUCAAUACAUUUUUGAAUUCAGCAAUCGCAGUGGAGAUGGAUACUUAUUAAGCUAUUUUAAUGAAAACAAAAUUAUUAUUGUUUUAAAUCCAAAAUUCAGCAAAAUUACGAUAGACUUCAGAUGAAGUUUAAUUAAAAUUAAUGAUAGAUUAAUUAAAAUAGGAGAUCAUAAAAACAGAUUUAAAAAAAUAGCAAGAACAUUAUUUAGAUGGUUUAAUGAUUUUGUUAGAAUAUGAUGGUUGGAGAUACAACAAUUUAAAAUAUGAAGAUGAUGGCUUAAAAGACUUUAUCGAAUUAUAUUUUAAUAAUAUUGAUCAUUUACUAACCUUGAAUAACAUGAGACCAGGCUUGAAAGCUAUUCUGAAGACAAUAGGAUAGUUUGAUUCAAAAUAUCAAUUUAUUAGAAACUAUGAUAAAUUAUUUAAGAAAAUGCUUUUAAAAUGUCAUGAUCUUAGACAUUAUGAAAUACCUUCAAUUCCUAUUUGUUUGGAUUUCAUAGAAUUUUCAAAGAAAUUCAAACUAAAUAAUGAUGACACCAUUCAAGUUCUGACUGAAUUAAUCAAAAAACAAAUAGACAAUUUAAAAUAAAUCUAAAUUGUUGAAAUUCUACAAAACCUUUCUGAAUAAAAAGUCUACGUGGAAUCAUUAUUUGAUGGAUUGAGUAAACAAAUCUCUAGGAAAGUGCAAUUUUAUAGUGCAUUUGAAUUGACAGAUAUUCUUAACUCUUAUGCCAAAAUUGGAUACUUUAAUGAGUCAUUAAUAUUGAUUAUUUUGGAUAAGUUGUAAAGUGAAUAGAGACUUUAAGUUAAUCCUAUGUCAUUUGUAUAGACUCUAUGGAGUGUAUUGAUUAGUUUAUAAUACUUAAAGAAACAAAUGAACAAGAGUUAUUAUAAUAGAUAUGAAAAAUUGAUUGUCCAUCUAAUGAAUGAGUAUGUAUCCAAUUAUAUAAUCUAGAGUAUCCAAAUUUCCAAAUUUCCCUAUGAAUUCCAAAAUGCCUGUCAUUUUUCGUCAGUUUAUGGACAUCUACAAUCUACUAGAAUUUAGUCUGCAUUUGGAUUUAUGUAAGAAUGUUUAAUAUGUAUUAUUUAAGAAUUAAAUCAGAAGCAAUAGUAAUUGGGAAAAUAAAUUAUAGAAAAUGGAAAAAAAAUAGUUAAUACUAAAUUAAUUCCUAAUUAAAAAUUAAAUUAAUAGUUCAAAAGUCUAAUGCAAUAUCUUGAUAAAUCUUAGAUUGAGUAUAAAGUAAAUUAUUACUUUGACAAUCAAUAUGUUGAUUUCUAUAUUUAAAUGAGAAAUCACAUAAUAUCGAUAGAUAAUUCAUUAUAUGUAACUUAUGAUAUGGUACAUAAUUGUCUUAAUCAAGAAACAUUACACUGGUUUUCAUUAUUUUAAUAAAUGGAUACUUGAAGGAGCCACUAAAAAAUAUGAAUUAAAGGAAAUUCGAAUCAAAGCCAAUGAAUGGAAUUAAAUGACUGAUGAUCAGAGAAGAAAGAUUUUGUUAAUGUGA